Messenger RNA from Ostertagia ostertagi, 1086 nucleotides. NCBI's taxonomy places the organism in Eukaryota, Metazoa, Nematoda, Chromadorea, Rhabditida, Trichostrongylidae. The record is from the annotation of a GenBank genome assembly.
AUGACCAUAGCUUGGCCGAGGUGGACAUGUGCUCUAUCCGGAGUCUUCAGGUAUCAUCACACCAAUAGCGUCCCUGUCAGCAGGGACAUCUUGCUGAAAACUCCAAUAUCAAAGGAACGAUGGGAGCUAACUAAAGACAAAGUAACACUUGAUACAAAAAUUGGCGAAGGUGCUUUCGGAGAAGUUUGGAAGGGCACUCUCAAGGAAGACCCAUCAAAGCCACCUAUUGAUGUCGCUGUUAAAGUGACAAAAUUAUGCGAAGAGAACAAGGCAAAGAUUGAUGACAUGCAUCGAGAAGCUCGUAUGAUGCGACAGUAUAAGCACAGACACGUGGUUGCCUUUCAUGGCGUAGUUAACGAAAGUGCUGAUCGUGUGAUGAUCGUAAUGGAACUGAUUAAUGGUGGAGGUCUUGAUCACUAUCUACAAAAAAAUCCUAAUGUACAUUUUCAGUCAGUGAAUCGUUUAGUUUUGUUGGCAAUUAAGAAAGAAACAUAUGCCGUUCACCAACUUGCCUUAAGAGAUGUGGCAUGCCGCAAUUGUCUCAUCGACGAGAAAAACAACAUCGUUAAAAUUUCCGAUUUUGGUCUAUCGAAACAAGGAGACUCUUACAAAGUUCCUGAAGAAGAGAAACUGGCCAUACGAUGGCAAGCUCCAGAAGUGAUAGCAACGAGAGUUUACACUCCCGCAUGUGACGUUUAUUCAUAUGGGAUUCUUGUGUGGGAGAUAUUUAAUGAUGCUGAAAUGCCAUAUAAAGGAAUUGACAACAAAACGAUCAAAGCUAAGAUUUCCGAGCCUGACUUCCGUCCAAAUAUAGACCCUGCCAUCCCACAUAACGUUCAAGUAGUAAUGAAAUGUUGUUGGAAUGGAGAUCCUGCCCAGAGGCCAACUAUGAAGCGAGUAUUUGAGCUGUUGUUAAGGAAAGCUUCUGUAAGGAGAUCCCACUCAGCAGCAGAGGAACCAGCGCCGGACGGAUCAGCGACAGUCAUAAAACACGCAUCGGCCGUUUUCAAGAAAACAGUGGGCACAAGUUCUAGACGAAGAUCUGUAGCACAAUCAAGAAAGGGAAGUAAAGUGAGGGCGAAGUGA